Messenger RNA from Trichechus manatus latirostris (Florida manatee), 1574 nucleotides. RefSeq names its product ALK and LTK ligand 2 (gene ALKAL2). The transcript is spliced from 5 exons. The record is from RefSeq and is a predicted model, not a curated record. Gene Ontology annotation, molecular function: receptor tyrosine kinase binding; receptor signaling protein tyrosine kinase activator activity. Lineage: Eukaryota; Metazoa; Chordata; Mammalia; Sirenia; Trichechidae. Gene Ontology annotation, biological process: positive regulation of ERK5 cascade; positive regulation of ERK1 and ERK2 cascade. The coding region runs from base 1 to 459 and encodes 152 amino acids.
AUGAGUGGACCGAGGCGUCCUGUCCUCCUGGCGCUGGUGUUCUUGCUGGCGACGGUGGGACCGUGCCGAGGGAGAGCUGAAUCUCGAGAAAUCACAGACAGACAGACUCUCUUAAACCUCAUCAUGGAGAUCAUUCAGGAACUUAAAAAAUACCACUUGGGGGAAUACAAGAGAUUGCAGUUUUUCAGCAAACAUGACUAUACUUUGGGCCGUAGGGAAGUCACUGACUACGGAGUGUAUCCGGAGGAGCAAAGAGUUGAAAUUGUUCCCCGAGAUCUAAGGAUGAAGGACAGGUUUUUAAAACAUCUUACAGGUCCUCUUUAUUUCAGCCCAAAGUGCAGCAAACACUUCCAUAGACUCUAUCACAACACCAGAGACUGCACCAUUCCUGCAUACUAUAAAAGAUGUGCCAGACUUCUUACUCGGCUGGCUGUCAGUCCAAUGUGCAUGGAAGGAUAAGGGAGUAGAGCGGUAAAGGAGCAACACCCCAAGAACCCUGAGAAGUGCCUUGGAAACCAACAGGGAAAUAGAACUUACUAUCUUUAUAAACAUAUUCCCUUGUGAACAAGAGAUUUAUUUUUGCAGACAGACUCUUCCAUAAUUCCUUUGAGUUUUGUAUGUCAUUGACACUGUUUGCAGAUAUAUAUCCGGUAUAUUAGCAUACCUGACAGUGAUACUUGCCACUCUUUACCUUAGAAAACAAAAGAUAAAACACUCCACAUUUGAUGUGUAGUUCUGUAAGAUGACAGAAUAUUUCAUUUUCCUGAUUAGCUGAAAUCGCAAAGAAUAUUUCUCUAGAAACAUAGAAUCUGAAACUAUAUUUUCAUAUAGCAUAUGGUAUGAUUUGAUAUCUUUUAUUACUUUUGCAAUUACAUUCCCAGAGCAUUAUUUGAAAUUGCAUGAAUGAAAAAUAAACUUCAGUCAUAUUUUGGGGACAGUAGAGUGUGAAUUUGUGAACAACCUACCCAGGCUAAAUUCAUUUGUCGUUUGUAUAAUAAAUGUAAAAUAGUAUUCCAGCUAUUGUGCAAUAUGUAAAUACUGUAAAUAAGCACAAGUAAUAAAUGAAGUGUUUGUUAUAAUAAAUAGUCUUCAAAGUGAUUCUUUACUUCCUCUUUAAUAAGUUCAUCGUUGGGAAUCCAUGAUUUACAAAUCUAUGUAGAUCGCUACCUUGGCAGACUGUCACAGAAAUACAUAAAGCAUAAAGUUCUAUACUGAAACUCAGAGGCUAGGAAUUCCUCUGGGAACCAGUUUUUAAGUUAGCUGUUCUUUUUAAAGUAGAGGCUUCUGCAUAUUGUAAUCUAACUUCUUGUUAAGAUAGGCCCUGACUUGGUAGUAACUAUUUCAAACAAGGUUGCAUCCAUUAAUUGCCAUCAUGUUAUAUUCAUGAAACACAAAGCUAAGAGGGACCUAAAGACAACCCCAGAUUUUAUAGGCAGCUAUAUUUUAAUCUGACUGGAUCCAGUUUACAAAGAUAAACUGAAUUCAGCAAAGCAAUGAGUUUCUAAGUUCAUAUGACCCCUUAUAAACAGAUGACACUGUCUGGAUAUAACCAUAAGGGCAAAGCUGGCAUAAAA